Messenger RNA from Coffea eugenioides, 2392 nucleotides. Its product is annotated as probable inactive ATP-dependent zinc metalloprotease FTSHI 3, chloroplastic. Lineage: Eukaryota; Viridiplantae; Streptophyta; Magnoliopsida; Gentianales; Rubiaceae. Bases 319 to 2175 code for a protein of 618 amino acids. The record is from RefSeq and is a predicted model, not a curated record. Gene Ontology annotation, biological process: proteolysis. The transcript has 4 exons. Gene Ontology annotation, molecular function: ATP binding; ATP-dependent peptidase activity; ATP hydrolysis activity. Gene Ontology annotation, cellular component: chloroplast thylakoid.
UCCAAUAGACAUCCCAAAAAAUUAACUCAAAAAUCUUGGGUACGCCGACCCUAUCCUGAAUCACCCUUCAGUCGUCUCAGGCUUUGCUUUCUUUUACAAAAUUCUCUUCUAACAGUCAAUGAUAAUGGAAGAUCUGCUUGCCUAAAGAGAGCAGGUGUUAAUAUUUCAGAACAUCAAAUGAGAAUACCAAUUCUUUUACCUGCUCAUUGAACCAGGUAUUUUUGCUUCUGCAAGUGCAAUCUCGAGAAUAAUCUUGUAUUGAGUUGAAAUUCUUUGUGGGUUUCAUGGAUUUUUUGUUGACUUCAUUGUAGUAUAAAGAUGUCAGCUUUUCCAAUUAUUCCCAAUAAUGGCUUAAUAAUUUCUCAAGAAAGAUUCAAACUUGAUGUCGGAGAACCAAAAUUUUUAGGAACAUAUAGAAGUGUAGCUAGUUCAUUUUCUAAGUCAUAUCAUAGUUUAGUUUCUCUGCCUUUAUUGGGAUGGAAUUAUGGUCAUUGGACAUCCCAACAUAGAUUAUAUUUGCAUAGUACUAGGUUUAAGUCACUCAGCAAUGAGACGAGACAGGCAGAAACCCGCUUGGGGAAAAAGGUGAAUUAUGGUACGAGAAGGAAAUUUUCAAUAAGAUUGCGACCGAGGUUAAGAUUAUACUGGAGAAGAUUGAAAAGGGUUUCCAUAAGCUCGAUUUUAAAUGGUCUUGGAACAUUCAUUCGUAAAAACGUGAGAAGAGUGACCCUUUCGACUUCUGUUGCGGUUGUUUUGGGGCUCUGCUUUUUGUUUCUGAAACUGACUGCAACGUCGCCUCCUAAAGUUGUUCCCUACUCCGACUUGAUCAUGAGCCUGCAAAAUGGAAUGGUGUCAAAGGUUCUUUUCGAGGAGGGUACUCGUCGGAUAUACUACAACACAGAAUCGUGGGUGAUGAAAGAUGCUCAAAUAUCAGAACGUGAAGCUUUAGCUCCUGGAAAUAGUAUAGAUGAUGGUCAAGCCGGCAAUGAUGUUCUAAAAACGAGUCAAAUGGGUAGCAAUGUGCUUAAUAAAAUGGUGAAAAGCCGAGCUUCUACUCCUUUAUGGCAAUUUUCUACCCGGAAGAUUGAUCACGAUGAAGGAUAUCUUCUUAGUCUAAUGAGGGAAAAAGGAACUUCAUACAGCUCAGCCCCUCAAUCACUACUUGCGUCAAUCAGGAAUUCAUUGAUAACAAUGCUGUCAUUAUGGAUCCCAUUAACUCCUAUCAUGUGGCUUCUUUAUCGUCAACUUUCUGCGGCCAAUAGUCCAGCUAGAAGACGAAGGCCAAGUAAUCAGUUGGUUACUUUUGAUGAUGUGGAUGGUGUGGAUACUGCAAAAGUAGAGCUUAUGGAGAUAGUAUCGUGCCUACAAGGAGCAAUAAACUACAGUAAGCUAGGAGCAAAGUUACCCAAAGGAGUGCUACUUGUGGGACCUCCAGGAACCGGGAAAACAUUACUAGCCCGUGCAGUGGCUGGAGAAGCAGGAGUACCAUUUUUUUCAGUUUCUGCCAGUGAAUUUGUUGAGUUAUUCGUUGGAAGAGGAGCAGCACGUAUUAGAGAUCUAUUCAGUGUUGCAAGGAAAAAUGCACCUUCAAUAGUUUUCAUUGAUGAACUUGAUGCUGUUGGAGGAAAACGUGGGAGAAGUUUCAAUGAUGAAAGGGAUCAAACACUUAAUCAGUUGCUGACUGAAAUGGAUGGCUUUGAGUCUGGAACAAAUGUUGUUGUUAUUGCUGCGACUAAUAGACCUGAAGCUUUGGAUCAAGCUCUUUGUCGACCUGGCCGCUUCUCCAGGAAAGUUUAUGUGGGAGAACCAGAUGAAGCUGGGAGGAGAAAGAUUUUGGCCAUACAUUUUAGAGGGGUGCCUUUAGAGGAAGAUAUGGACCUUAUCUGCAAUCUAGUUGCAUCUCUCACUCAAGGCUUUGUUGGUGCUGAUCUUGCAAACAUAGUCAAUGAAGCUGCACUGCUUGCUGCACGCAGAGGGGCAGAACGUGUCUCCAGGGAGGAUAUAAUGGAAGCGAUAGAAAGAGCCAAGUUCGGGAUAAGUGAUAGGGAUUCGAGUUCUAGUACCAUAGGUAGGGAGCUAGGAAAACUGUUCCCUUGGAUGCCUUCCCUAAUGGGGAGGAAUGAUACGAGACAGGAAGGAACGGGUGGGCCUCUGGGCUAUCAAACUCUAAGUUGAUGAGCGCGUUCCCGUUUGUUGUAUCCGGUCAUUUGACCUUCACAAGUAUAAUUUUGAUAUCUGUAGAUGUAGCUGCAAUAAUCUUUGCUUCCAUCGAGAUGGGGUUCUUCUUGUUUAUAAUUUUUGUGCCGAUCUGUAAACCAGAAACGUGAUAUUACUCCCACUUAAUUUCUCCUAUGAUAAAUACAUUAGAACGUGGUUAGUAUCUGCAAAUUUA